CCGCCACCAUGUCCCUGCACGGCAAACGGAAGGAGAUCUACAAGUACGAAGCGCCCUGGACCGUCUACGCCAUGAACUGGAGCGUGCGGCCGGACAAGCGCUUUCGCCUGGCGCUGGGCAGCUUCGUGGAGGAAUACAACAACAAGGUCCAGCUCGUUGGUCUAGACGAGGAGAGCUCCGAGUUUAUUUGCCGGAAUACCUUUGACCACCCCUACCCCACCACAAAGCUGAUGUGGAUCCCUGACACCAAAGGCGUCUACCCCGACCUGCUGGCGACCAGCGGCGACUAUCUCCGGGUGUGGCGGGUUGGUGAAACUGAGACCAGGCUGGAGUGUUUGCUAAACAACAACAAGAACUCAGACUUCUGUGCCCCUCUGACCUCCUUCGACUGGAACGAGGUGGACCCCUACCUUUUAGGUACCUCAAGCAUUGAUACAACUUGUACCAUCUGGGGGCUGGAGACCGGGCAAGUGCUGGGGCGAGUGAACCUUGUGUCUGGCCACGUGAAGACGCAGCUGAUCGCUCACGACAAAGAGGUCUACGAUAUCGCAUUUAGCCGGGCCGGAGGCGGCAGGGACAUGUUUGCCUCAGUGGGCGCUGAUGGCUCCGUAAGGAUGUUUGACCUCCGCCACCUGGAGCACAGCACCAUCAUCUAUGAAGACCCACAGCAUCACCCGCUGCUCCGUCUCUGCUGGAACAAGCAGGACCCCAACUACCUGGCCACCAUGGCCAUGGAUGGGAUGGAGGUGGUAAUCCUGGAUGUCCGAGUUCCCUGCACCCCGGUCGCCAGGUUAAACAACCACCGAGCAUGUGUUAAUGGCAUCGCAUGGGCCCCACAUUCAUCCUGCCACAUCUGUACUGCAGCGGAUGACCAUCAGGCUCUCAUCUGGGACAUCCAGCAAAUGCCCCGGGCCAUCGAGGACCCCAUCCUGGCCUACACAGCCGAGGGCGAGAUCAACAACGUGCAGUGGGCGUCCACGCAGCCCGACUGGAUCGCCAUCUGCUACAACAACUGCCUGGAGAUCCUCAGGGUGUAGGCCUCCCGCCGCCGCCACCGUUGCCCCACCCCCACAGUAAGAAGACACCCGUUCCCAGUGGCCAGUAUGUCUUUCGUUGCUUUGCACCCACUGUUACCAGAAGCUGCUCUAGGAGUUCCUGGCCAGUCACCCCGUCGCGCUGGGCUGGCCUCGGUGCUCCGUUGCGCUGCCUCAGCCCAGGGCUGAGCGUGAAGAUGCCCUCUCCUUUGCUCUUCGCCUUUGGCUCCUCAAUGAAAAGGGUCUGUGUCCCACAUUUCUUCAGAAGUAAAGAUGAGAGCCUUCGAUAGUGCAACCGUGCCCUCCCAGCGGGAGGGACCUUCCUAAGUGUGGCUCUGCCAGAUUAAAAAAAAAAAAAUGUUGCGAUUAAAAAAAAAAAGAGGUAGCAUAGCACAUUUACGAAAAAUACCUGGGGACUGGUGGGGGAGGGAGCAGUUAGCGAACAAAGUUAGAAGGUACAUAUGAUUUAUGAAAACUACAGUAGCUGUUUGUUAGCUGUUGUUGGCUCCAGCGUCCUGGGCCCUGCUGAGUUUGUCUUCACCUGCCCAGUGUCUGUCUGUCUCUGUCUGCUGUCCCAGCAGCAGUCUGUGUCCUGUCGUGUCUGAGUCAGCACUUACAUGGGCGCACACACCAAGUAAUGGUCUUUUCCUCCCCGUCGGUGUCUUCAACAAAUUUCCACUUUGUAUAUUUUUUAUCUACCAGGCUAAUUUUUCUAUGAGAAGAAUUUUUCUCUCCCUGGUUUCUUCCUUUGUCUCUUAUCUACUGGCACCCUCCUCUCUUCCCUCAGUGCCCGGAGCUGGCACUGGGCCCUGGCCCCUGGCCCAUGAGCACUUGGCCCUCUUGAAACACUGCCUGAGUGGUUUAUAUCUGACAGGGCACCUCAAACCACCUUGGUGCUCUGCAGUCUGCCAACUUGUCAUGCCUAUUCUCCUCCUGGCUCUCUCCUCCAGGGCGUUCUGGGCUCCGCAGCACUCUAGGAAGCCUUGGGGUACUCCUGACGGAGCUCUGUGCAGCACCCAGGAGCGGCUUAGAGCCGAGCAAAGCCUGAGAGAGACUGGCCGCCUGGAGUGCGUCUUUGCAGGGAAGAGCUUCCGAAAAGCUGAGCUUGGAGCCAUGUUCAGCACCGAGUUCCAGAGUCCCGUUGCCCCUGCAGGCCUUCCCCAUUCCCUGCCCUGAGUGCUUGACAAGGAUGGCCUGUGACCUGAAGUGAGACAUGACUUUUCUGUUUAGCUUACUGUGACUUAGCUUAUGGAAUACUGGCCACUCUUUGGACCGAAUGCCCUGAGGUGGGAGUCCUACUUACGAGGUACACGGCCAAUCCUUUGAACUCUGAGCAGGAUCCCUCUCAGAAUGUGGGACUCGGUGUUUGUGAGGAAUGGGCCCAUCUACCAUGAGAGCCCCCGACUGCCAAGUGAGUAGGUAGCCAGAGAAGAAUCAUGGACCCCGGACUCGCCAUGAAGAGCCCUGCCGCCUCUCCCCCGCCCAGCCCUUCGGGUCUGAGCAGUAUUGGCCUUCUAGCCGCAGGUGUCUCUUUCCGUUACGUGACUGCGUUGCUUGGAGGCAGUUAGGGCGCGACUCUCCUGUGGGCCAGUCGUUGGGGCAGUGGGUGUGCUUGGCGGGGGCAGGACGACGGGCCGGUAGGUUGCUUGGCUUUACCAAGUACUCGGAGGCGCCUGAGACCCUCUGAGAACAAGAGAAGCAGGUGCUCAGGCUCGGCUCUUGGCAGCUCGUGAGGAACAGAGCCUUCUGGGCUUUUAAACUCUGUGGGUUGGCUCUUCCUCUUCAGAAGCAGCACCCUGCACCCCCCAGAGCCAGAGGGUUUCACACGUGGGCGCUUUGGUUAGUCAGGGGCUUCCUCUUCACCUUAUUACUUUCUUGAUGUGGUGCUGCGACUCUUUCUCACUGAGGGCCCAGUUCAAGGUCAGCUCUCCUGCUUUUCCCACUGCAGGAAUGCCGAGGGCAGGUCGCCAGGAGAUAAAACGUGAGUGGUUUUGGGUCAGCACCUGCUCUUAGUUGCUCUUGAUUGUGCUCACCGGUUCCUCUCAAGGGCGGCAAGUUGCAAGAUGGCUGCUUGAUCUGGGAGGCUGUCAGUUCCUGCCUGUGCAAAACUGGAGGGCUAGUCUGCCAGCACCCCAAGUCUAGAGUUAAACUUCCUUUCCUGGUCCCCACUUAACCCUGGCCUUGAAGGGCGAGGAUUUUGUCAGCUGGAACCCCAAAACCACAGGACAAGGGAGGCGCGGUGGUCCACGAUAGUAAGAGAGGGAGGGUGUUUGGGCAUGGAGGCUGACCAGUGUUGGUGGGUCUUUGCUCUGCAGCCUCCCCUCACUUUGUGGUCCUUCUGCCGUCCCGCCCAGGGGCAGGUUCCAGCACCCCGAGCCAACAGACAAACACAGACACUCCCAUUGGCCAGUGCUUCGAAGUCCGAGGCCCCCUUGCUUCUCGCUCCAGCUCAGGCAGGGCAGGAUCCUUGUGUUUUCAAGAUUUAGAAAGGCUCUGAGCCCACCACACUCUGUGAGGCAGGUCUGUUGUCAUGUAAAAAGAAAAUCUUUUGAUUUCUCAAGUUGGCAGCCAGAGAAAAUGAGUAGAAGGUUCUGGGUCCUCUUGUGUGAGAAGGCCCCACGGUGGACUCUUGGCUCUGGCUCAGCUGGUAGUAGUCCAAAGCUGUCUUGCCACGUGCCCCGGUCUGGUCUGAGGAGGCUAGGCCUCAGGCUCAGAGAACUAGGGAUGAGAGGAGUCUUGUACCUGCCGGAGCAUUUGCCCUGGGGGACAUUUGAAGCCCUUCCAGGGAGGCACUGCCCUCCAAGUAGGGCUGUGAGAGGCCAGAUACUUGAUGCCUGGUGGAGAACUGAUCUUCAGAAACCUGGGUUGGCUCUCAGAAGGCUAGUGGUGGGAGGAGAAAAUGAGAACUAUGCCGGCAGUAAAGAUGUGAAGUGGGGAAGCCAACUCUCCACUGGCUUUGGAGUGAGGCUGGGUCACCUUGGACCAUUCCUGGACAUCUGCUCGGAGGGCUUGAGCCAGAGAGCCCUCCCUGCGGCAGUGGGUAGUCCUCGGUAAAACACCUGCGGGCGGUCAGCGUCAUGUGACCGUCCCAGGCCAGGGCUGUCCCUGGUUGCAGGUGCAUCCUGAGCAGGAGCCUUAGCGGUUACAAGUGGCCCUGCUGACUUUUCUCCUCCCCCGCUCUCUCCUCUUCCUGUCCCUUCUCCCUCUCCCUCUCCUGAGGACCCUUUCCCCAGACCCUCAACUGUAGACAGAGGAGAGGAGCUGCAGGGUGCACCAGAAUGGAAGUGCCAGCUCAGUGCCACCCCUCCACCUUCCUCACCCCAAGGACGUGGAUGCUUGGCAUAGGGAGUCAUUGGCAUGGCUAUCCGCACGCAGUCUCUUCCCUCUGGCUGCACUCCGGCUAAGGAAGGAGGCCACGUUUGGCACUUAAAUUGAGUUUUGCCCUGAGAGGAAAAGUCCCUGUGAAGCCUGGGCCAGGCUCUCAAAGAGUCGUCCUUUCUCUCCGCUGGGCCAGCAACCGGGAGGGGUUUAUGGCGCCGAGCCUUGCCCACCUCCCCCCUGCACCCUGUCCUUCUCCCACAGUGGUCAUCGCUGCUAAUGGUCAAAGUCCAAUGGGUAGCCCCCUGGGAUGGGCCAGGUUCUCUCAGGCUACCCUCUAGAUGUUAUUUUUAAAAUAAAGAGGCUUGGACUGGUGUCUCAGACCAGAAAUGAGUUAGCUAAAGAAAGUUUGAACUCAAGAAGAAAGAUGCUGGCAGUCUGUAUAACAGCUGGGAACACAGCCUCCUUGUGAUCACCCGGUGAACAUGAACUCGGGGCCAUCUACCAUGUAAAAGCUCGGGUUGCUCACAGGAGACUGUGCUGGGCGGAAGCUCCGCGGUGCUUUCCUCACGUGCGGCCCUUUGCUUUGGGUCCUGUGUAUUUCCUGGCCCGCCCUGGCAAUGCCUCUCCGCCCCCUCCCGAGUGUGGAUUUGUAGCAUGGCUGUGUGACCCCAAGGGCAGAAGAUGGAUGUUUCUUGUUCUCUGCAAUGUUACGCUCUUGCCAAGCCGUUUCUGUCCCCUUUAGCCUGGUGUCUGCACUUCUGUCCUUGGUAGAUGUUUCAGGGGCCGUGCUCUGCUGUCGGUUUCAGGAUGUCCCGCCGUCAGGACUGCGCUGGAACCGAACCGUUUUCCUGCUUUAAACAUGAUUUCCCCAGGACUGCUUGUCCACAGACAGGGCUUGUGGUAGCAUGCUGAUACUGUGCUGGGAAGCCACGGUGGGGAGUCACCAUCGCAGGUGACUUCAAAGGCACCUGGCAGUGGCCUGUUAGAGCUGCGACUUGAUUUCCUGCUUCCUCAGUGCAUUGAACCUAACUGUCACCCUUUCGUUCUGUUUCAGCCUCCUGUAUAAGAAGUCCCGUAUUUUCUGCCCAUCAUACUUUGUAAUAAAACUUGAACAUGUA
Molecule: messenger RNA, 5473 nt
Organism: Echinops telfairi (small Madagascar hedgehog)
Lineage: Eukaryota; Metazoa; Chordata; Mammalia; Afrosoricida; Tenrecidae
Gene: DCAF7
Product: DDB1 and CUL4 associated factor 7
Exons: 7
Coding region: 9-1037 (342 amino acids)
Cellular component (GO): nucleus
Molecular function (GO): protein binding
Source: RefSeq, a predicted model, not a curated record